AUGAAUCGGCUUCCGCCAGAGCUCAUUGAUGCCAUCCUGCUGCAAUGCGUCGCAUCCGGUCCCAAGAACGCCAUUCUUGGCCUCCGCCUCGUGUGUCGAGCCUUCAACCGGAUCCUCAAACCCUUCGUCUGCCGUACUCUAGGGCUCGAGUUCUCUCGCCUUAGCAGGACCAGCCGCCAAACCCGGCCACAGAUCGAUGCUCUACAGACCAUUGGCUACCACUGCAAGAGCCUCUAUAUCGACCUGAUGGUUGUUCGGGACGAAAUGGAAGUCGAUUUCUUAAACACAGUCUUUGCUCGCGUGCCUUGGAUGGCCGAGUUCUGCCAGUCCCUCCAAAACCUCUACUGCAUGAGCGAGUCCUCCUUUACCGAGCAAGAAUACUACCAGACUGUCGAGGCCCUCUUUUUCAACUGCCGAGACGUUGACCGAAUGAGACUAAGUCUGCCUUUCCAAUUGGUAGGCCGUAACUGCAACGCUGCUACCAUUAUCCUCGCCAACACUUUCAAAGCACUGGCCUCACGCCCGGAAGAAGAUUCAGCAUCAAUGGAAGUUCUCGUGCUGGAAAACGUCACGGAUGUCGCCAUAUGCCACUUGUGGAUGAACCCUAGCGAUGUGAUGAAUAUCAUGACCACCGUAGCCGUACUCAAGCACCUGGUGAUUACCCUCCGCCGCCACGAGACAGAUCCGCCCCGAGUGAGCCUCUUUGGGUCGUGCUUUUGGAACAUCGUCGAGCACGCACAGCUCCUCGAAACAUUGUGCAUAGUAGGCAUGGAGCAUGACGAUAGACCACCCCGAGGACUGAAGCAGACCAAGUUCUAUCAUACACCCGUCGACGAGUGGAGAGCACGUGUGAUACCUCCUCCCCGGAUAAUGCUCGACAACUUGACAUGCCUUGAACUGAAGCGAGUAGAGAUUUCCCCAGAAGUGUUCAAGCGGUUUACAGAAGAGUUUGGAGCUCUGCUCGAAGAGCUAUAUCUCAAUGAAGUGUAUCUGAAGACGGAGCGGUCACGCGACUGGAACGAGGACUCUAAAAAGGUUCUGUGGGUUGGCAUCGCUAACCAGCGUCCCGAGGAAGACGAUUGUUGGAUAGCCAUGAUGCUGCGCUGCACCAUGCCUAAUCUGCGAAUUUGCCGAGCGUCGUUCCUGGGUUAUGAUCUCUACCUCAGAGAAGAUCUUAAUACUAGCCCGGAAUUCGACCUCAUCGACCCAUGUGGCCUUGCUCGCAGCUUAUCUCAGCGCUUCGUCGAAGUCGUCAUGGGUAUUCGCCAGCCUUGUACGCCAUCGGGCGAGCUCGUCGAGUACCUGCCGCAAGACUCCCGAGAAGACUACCUCCUCCAACGGCUCGGAGAACGACCUGGCUAUAUAGGCGUCACAGAUUAUGAUACCAAUGCGUACCAGACUGCUGUGGAAAACACCACGUCAGUAUGGCAAAAAAGCCUUGAUGGCGUCUUUACAAACUGCAACCCGAGCACCCUGGACGAACUGCAUCACAUUGCGGAGAUGGCGUGCCAAGGGAUGAAUGAGAUUCACAGGCGGCGCAAUGAGCACACAGAAGGAAAUAGCCUGGCAAGCGAGUAUACGCAAAAUCUCAUGACGGCAGAUGAUCCAUCCAACCAGAUACAAUUUUUGACUGACGAUUCAAUGACUGAGUAA
This is a messenger RNA of Trichoderma atroviride IMI 206040, 1653 nucleotides long. RefSeq lists its product as uncharacterized. Lineage: Eukaryota; Fungi; Ascomycota; Sordariomycetes; Hypocreales; Hypocreaceae. The record is from RefSeq and is a predicted model, not a curated record.